GAUUGGCCACAAACGUAUCAUAUAAUUCAUAUGAACAAUAUUCCUGAUUAUGUCGGUGGCUCCUUGACAAGUUUCCUUUAUGCGGGUCCCGUAUUAAAGGAAGGGGUUGGAUCUAGCUUGACUUCAAAUGUGCAGCGUAAUCCAGCCAGUUAGGAAGACAUUAACCAUUUUAACUCGGAACAUUUGUUAAUGCAUGACCGGGCUACCAUCCAGAAGCAUUUCUCUGUCAAGUCAGAUAAGCAACCGGAUCCCUUUUACUCCUUCGCGUUCUUCAAGAUGUUAUCCAUUGGGGACAUGAUGCAUUAUGUUCGCUGGGAGAGAUGCAAAAAUGAGAGCCACCCUCUGGAGGACCUGAUGUCGUGGGCAAAUUUCAAACAAUGGUUGAUUGCUCACUUCCUCAAGAUAUGCCUACCAUUUCUUCGUAAUGAGGGUGGUCCCAUGAUGGUAUAUGCACCUCUUAAUAUGGCAACAUUCUUCAGGCUGUUGAUUCACACGGCUGGACUAGGCUAUCCCGGUCAUUGGCUUUCAUCCAUAAUCAUGGCUCUUAGUAGUGGUAUGAUUUCCACCACGGCCAGAGCUCCUAGAGAGCUUGUAAAGAACCCUAAGAACGUGGACGUUAUACAUCCGGCCCAGACCAUUUGUAUCAAACCCUGGAUAGCAGAGUUUACCACGCUUGCCGCUCAAUGGCAAGAUGCUCUUCCCUUUGCCAUGGCCGUGCCAAGUGGGACGUUACCCUCACCGGAAGCCAUCACCGAGUACUUAGUUAAGAUCCCGUGCCGCUGGAUUUUCCGGGAACCUCACCUCAUGCUAGUUUUCUGGAACCAUAAGGAGUACGACGAACCGCCACGGAACCUAUACCAGGUCCUUCUCAAUGUCGAGGUGACCAAUCCAGUUCGGCACGGAAGAUUAGGGAUAACGGGAUCAAGACCUUGAGCACAUUUGAGUGGGCUAUGAAGGAGAAGACAGCUAGCUUCUGGCUGAGAAGCGAUGUGGUUGACCAGAUGCUGGAAGAAGACUAGAAAGCCUAUCUAUGGAGAAUCGAUUCUUGGGUUCAAGUCACCUCAGGUGUACCUCUGAAGGGCGCCCUCCACCGAGGAAGGACUUGGAAAGAGUGCGUGGCUUCGACAUGAUUCUAGUUGACUUUUUGGUGUCGGCCGGUUCGGCAGCGAUAUCAUCUGA
Molecule: messenger RNA, 1179 nt
Organism: Hypoxylon trugodes
Lineage: Eukaryota; Fungi; Ascomycota; Sordariomycetes; Xylariales; Hypoxylaceae
Exons: 2
Coding region: 190-933 (247 amino acids)
Source: RefSeq, a predicted model, not a curated record